GUUGAGGUUUCUUCAUCUGGGGUCCCUCCCAAGAGAGAACCCAGGACCCCCAGUGACCACAGAUGUGAUGGGGCCGGAGGAUUUGGGGGAGAGGGACAACAGUUUCCAUUGUAUCUUUGUCACCGCCACCUUCCUGGAGACUUUCUUCUGGAAAAGGCUUCCCUGGCUACUGGUCCAGAUGGGGGUCAUUUUAAACUCUCAGAGUGAACGUCUUGAUAGGACCGACAAGACGCAUGACAUGUACUUAGAAAGCUUAUCUUAGAGCCACACUGAGAUUGGAACCCGCAAAAUAUGCCAGGGAGGAAGGUGAGCAAGGGACACGACGCUCACCCGGAGAAACCCAGCAAGCGCGGCGAGGCUGUGGGCAGACCGGAGCCCUGCACACCGCCGGGGGAAGGUGGGCCGGCGCCGCCCCCGUGGAGGACAGCGCGGAGGCGCCCCACGAGCUGAGACGGAACUGCCGUGAGAUCCAGCAGUGCCAACUGUGGGUCUGACCCAGGAGAACGGAAAGCAGGGACGUGAAGGGCCCUCCUCAUGUUCUUGACACCGCCAUUCUCAGCAGCUCAGCUGAGGCGCAGAGGCAGCCGAGCGUCCGUCAGCCGAGUCACGGCUGAGCAGAACACGCCGCACGCCACAUGUGCAGGACUGCUCACGAUGCAAGGGCACAGUGGAAUAUAUAUAUAUUUAUAUUUUUGGCGAGACCCUGGAGGACACACUGAAUACAAUGGAAUACCAUCCCGCCUUUGAAAGGAAGCGAAAUCCUGGCACACGCUGCAACAGGAGGGAGCUUGAGGACACUGUGGCGAGUGGAGCGCGUGAGACACGGAAGGACACACGCUGAAGACACGCACAGAUGCCCACCCACGUGGGGAGGUGACAGGGGAGCCCAGCGCGCAGAGACAAAGUGGAAUGGAGGCCCGGGGGCUGGGAGCAAAUGCGGAGCGAGUGCUUCCUGGGGCAGAGUCUCCGUUUGGGAAGAUGAGGAGGUUCUGCCGACGGAUGCUGGCGAUGGUUGCAGAAGAAUGUGAAUGUGCCCAAUGCUACUGAAAACCGGUUACAAUGGAAACGCCACCCCAGUGACCACCACUGCCCCGUGGGCCUCCCUGGGCCUCCCCGCCAAGACCUGCAACAACGUGUCCUUCGAGGAGAGCAGGAUAGUCCUGGUCGUGGUGUACAGCGCAGUGUGCACGCUGGGGGUGCCGGCCAACUGCCUGACUGCGUGGCUGGCGCUGCUGCAGGUGCUGCAGGGCAACGUGCUGGCCGUCUACCUGCUCUGCCUGGCACUCUGCGAGCUGCUGUACACGGGCACGCUGCCGCUCUGGGUCAUCUACGUCCGCAACCAGCACCGCUGGACCCUGGGCCUGCCGGCCUGCAAAGUGACCGCCUACAUCUUCUUCUGCAACAUCUACGUCAGCAUCCUCUUCCUGUGCUGCGUCUCCUGCGACCGCUUCGUGGCCGUGGUGUACGCGCUGGAGAGUCGGGGCCGCCGCCGCCGGAGAACCGCCAUCCUCGUCUCCGCCUGCAUCUUCAUCCUCGUCGGGAUCGUUCACUACCCGGUGUUCCAGACGGAAGACAAGGAGACCUGCUUCGACAUGCUGCAGAUGGACAGCAGGAUUGCCGGGUACUACUAUGCCAGGUUCACCGUUGGCUUUGCCAUCCCUCUCUCCAUCAUCGCCUUCACCAACCACCGGAUUUUCAGGAGCAUCAAGCAGAGCAUGGGCUUAAGCGCUGCCCAGAAGGCCAAGGUGAAGCACUCGGCCAUCGCGGUGGUUGUCAUCUUCCUAGUCUGCUUCGCCCCGUACCACCUGGUUCUCCUCGUCAAAGCCGCUGCCUUUUCCUACUACAGAGGAGACAGGAGCGCCAUGUGCGGCUUGGAGGAAAGGCUGUACACAGCCUCUGUGGUGUUUCUGUGCCUGUCCACGGUGAACAGCGUGGCUGACCCCAUUAUCUACGUGCUGGCCACGGACCAUUCCCGCCAAGAAGUGUCCAGAAUCCAUAAGGGGUGGAAACAGUGGUCCAUGAGGACAGACAUCACCAGGCUCACCCACACCAGGGACACCGAGGAGCUGCAGUCGCCCAUGGCCCUUGCAGACCACUACACCUUCUCCAGGCCCGUGCACCCACCAGGGUCACCAUGCCCUGCAAAGAGGCUGACUGAGGAGUCCUGCUGAGCCCACUGUGUGGCAGGCGGAUGGCAGGUUGGGGGUCCUGGGGCCAGCAAUGUGGCUCCUGUCCACUGAGCCCACCAGCCACAGUGCCCAUGUCCCCUCUGGAAGACAAACUACCAAUUUCUCGUUCCUGAAGCCACUCCCUCCGUGACCACUGGCCCCAGGCUUUCCCACAUGGAAGGUGGCUGCAUGCCAAGGGGAGGAGCGACACCUCCAGGCUUCCGGGAGCCCAGAGAGCGUGUGGCAGGCAGUGGGGCCUCUUCAUCAGCAGCCUGCCUGGCUGGCUCCCUUGGCUGUGGGCAGGUAGCAGGCCUGCUGGCAGAGGUACCUGGUGGCUGCCCUGUUCGCAUCAGUGGCGAUGACUUUAUUUGCGGAGCAUUUCUGCAAGCGUUGCCUGGAUGCGGUGGUGCAUUGUGGGCCCUCUGGGCUCCUGCCUCAGAAUGUCAGUGGGCACCAUGCUGGAGGUCACCCAGCACUGUGGCAGCGCCCAGGAGGGCAUAGGGCAGCCUACCACCUCCAAGGGGGCAGGCGCCCUCAUCUGGGGUUGGGUCUGUGCUGAGCUGGAGGGCCUCUAGGGAACCGUGGGGCAGGGUGGCCAGCUGCUGGCUCCCAGAGCACAGCCCAGGCGUCCUCAACGGGGAGCCCCAAAUGUCCACGCCCAGAACAACAGUUGGCAGGACAGGUGUGACACAGCCACAGCAGAGGCAAGGGGUGCCAGGAGUCCCCAGCAGCAUCCUCGGGGAGAAGCUGGUGAGGGGUCCGUACAGGGUGGGGUCCCCACCCCUAGCCCCUUACUGAGAGGGGAGUGCAGCAGUUGGCCUGCUUGUCUGGCGGAGAAAGCCAGCUCCCUGCACCCUCGGGGCUGAGUCAGAUCUGGGUCUGCCCCAAAGGCCUUGCCUAGGCCAGGUCACACUGAUGCCCUGGUUUCCCUAUCUGUAAAAUGGGGCCAAUGACACCUACCUCACUGGGUUACCAUAGAGAUCAAUCCUCCUCCCUGCCCCGACACCUCGGGCACGUCGCAUGCACUCAGAGCACAGUGCCGGGCAGAUGCAGCACCUGGAUGGGGAGCCCAGCGCCCGGCACAGCACAGGGGCUUCCAGGGAGGCCGCGCAGGGCCGCGGGGCUGAGCCACGCUCUCGUUUUGUCAGGCAGCUAUGCAGUUGCUCUUCCUUGUUUUUGUUUUUAAUAUUUAUUUUUUUAGAGACAGGGCCUUGCUCUGUUGCUUGGGCUGGAGAACAGUGCCACCAUCAUAGCUCACUGCAGCCUCAAACUCCUGGGCUCAAGCGAUCCUCCCCGCUCAGCCUCCUGAGUAGCUGGAACUACAGGUGUGCACCACCACACCAGCCAAAACAGCCAUCCUCCCCUUGAGAGUCAUCAGAAAAAUACAUUAGGAAAAUGUGUUUAGAAAUAAAAGCACACAGCAGGGCAGUGCUCACGCCUGUCCUCCCAGCAUUUUGGGAGGCCGAGACGGGAGGAUCAGUUGAGGCCAGGAGUUUGAGACCAGCCUCGGCAACACGGCAAAACCUUGUCUCUUUUUUUGGUAUUAAAAAAAUAAUAAAAAUAAAAGAAAUAAUGCAAUUUAACUUUCACAGUUAACAUUUCUCCUGCUUUGAGAGGAGUGUGCCCCUAGGCUUCCAGAGGACAGCCGUGACCAGGGACUUGAAAAGUUGGGGCUGAGGUUCUGGACCAGUCUGGAAUAUUCAGGGCUGGGGCAAAAGGGAUCAUAACGAUGUCCAGCAGGGGCUUUCCUGUGGCUGCUAUAACCAGUUCCCACAAGUUGGUGGCUUAAAACAACAAACCGGGCUGGGCACCAUGGCUCAUGCCUAUAAUCCCAGCACUUUGGGAGGCCAAGGCGGGAAGAUCACCUGAGGUCAGGAGUUCAAGACUAGCCUGGCCAACAUGAUGAAACCCCGUCUCUACUAAAAAUACAAAAAAAAAAUUAUCUGGGUGUGGUGGAGCACACCUGUAAUCCCAGCUACUUCGGAGGCUAAGACAGGAGAAUCGCUUGAACCCAGG
Gorilla gorilla gorilla (western lowland gorilla) is the source of this 4184-nucleotide messenger RNA. RefSeq names its product G protein-coupled receptor 132 (gene GPR132). Gene Ontology annotation, molecular function: G protein-coupled receptor activity. The coding region runs from base 1029 to 2171 and encodes 380 amino acids. Gene Ontology annotation, cellular component: membrane. Lineage: Eukaryota; Metazoa; Chordata; Mammalia; Primates; Hominidae. The transcript has 4 exons. The record is from RefSeq and is a predicted model, not a curated record. Gene Ontology annotation, biological process: negative regulation of G2/M transition of mitotic cell cycle; G protein-coupled receptor signaling pathway; G1/S transition of mitotic cell cycle.